Molecule: messenger RNA, 3108 nt
Organism: Danaus plexippus (monarch butterfly)
Lineage: Eukaryota; Metazoa; Arthropoda; Insecta; Lepidoptera; Nymphalidae
Product: juxtaposed with another zinc finger protein 1
Exons: 5
Coding region: 42-983 (313 amino acids)
Cellular component (GO): nucleus
Source: RefSeq, a predicted model, not a curated record
UAUAGUGUUACAUUUGACUAGUACAUUAUCCUCCAUUCGACAUGGCCGUCUUCAUGAUAAACAUCUGUAAAUUUAAUGGCUGUGGCAUAACAUUUCCACGAUUAGCGGAUUUAAUUGAACAUAUUGAAGACGUCCACAUCGACUAUGAUCCCGCAGUCAUUGAACAAAAAGAAGCCUCUCAGCCAGCAUGCAUACCCCUUAGUUACGUAUUGAAAUUUUUCACCGAAGCGUCGAGACGGGAGAUUCAAAACAUGCCGACAGCCGACGUUCGCCGCCGUUUAGUUUCCGCUCCAAAAACACCGUCCGUUCGAAGCAGUACACCCACAGGAAGCGAGGUUGAUGAGGAUGAGAUGAUGAGUCCAUCGGAGGACAGCAAUGACUCCUGGACCACCGUGGAGGAGUAUAGCUCAGAGUUCAUACUUCGAUAUGGUGUCAAAAUGAACGCGAGCGCGUCGUCUGGCGCGCUAGGUCCGGCUGCUCAAGAGAAACCGUUCGCAUGUCCCGUUCCAGGUUGUAAGAAAAGAUAUAAGAACGUCAACGGUAUAAAAUACCACUCGAAGAACGGACACAAGAAGGACGGGAAGGUAAAAAAGGCCUACAAAUGCCAAUGCGGCAAAAGCUACAAAACGGCGCAAGGCCUUAAAAGUCACUCGAUAACUCAUCACAUCGAGAACCGGCCGCAUAAGGUCCCGAGUCUUCCAGGCCUGGUGGUGACGGCCUCUCCGGCCCGGCAUAUGGAUAACAUUGAUACCAAACUAGUCCGUAUCUACGACACCAUAAAACCCAAAGACCUCCCAUUUAUUCCCAAACAUAAUCUCACCCAAUUCAGCAUCAUCAGCGCCAACCAGGCGCAAUCCCUCCGGCAUUCGGUUCUGUUAGCUCCUAAUUCGGACAAAUUUAAGGAGAGGUCACCUAAAGUCACGGUCACCCAAGAAUCUUAUGACGUGUCCAGCAUAACACAAGCCAGCGACCGUAGAGGCUAAACGAACCAGUUCCUAUAUGAAAAUUGGAGGUGUUUUUCAGUCUGCUUCUUUUGCACCUUCGCAUAGUUAAUUUUCUCAGAAGUCAUUGUUUUGUUUUUUUUUUAUUAUUUUUGUUUUAGUUAGAAUUGUUUGCUGUGAUUUUUAUGUUAUUUUGUUACCAAAGUGAUAUAAAUCGCUAGAUUAGGUGAUCCAUAGGAUUUGUCGUAUUUAUUGCAAUUUUAUUUCGUCAUUUCCCUGCUUCUUUUGAUUAUAGACAGGGUAAUAGUUGUUUUUUUUUCCUCAAUACUCCGCUAACUGCUAAGGUAUGUAUGUAGAUCGUGCCAUUCUCAUCUGUACUUAAUGUAUUAGCUUACAUUAUCCUUAUAGAUGUAGGAUUUUUGUAUUUAAGGUGAAAAAAAAAAAAGGAAAAUACAAAAAUAGCAUUCGCUGUUAAGGAUCCGAUAGGAUAUUAAAUAUACUCGUAAAUGUGAUAAUAUUAUAGAAAAUGUAAAAAAAAAAAAUGCUUGUAAGCGUAUACUUAUAAUAAAAUAGCACUUAAGGCUGAUUUAAAUUCUCUUUUUUAUGUAAGAGGUAUGCUUUUUAAUAGCUUAUUUUGAUGUGUAUGUGAGAGGCGGAGGAAUUUUUACGUGAAUACUUUUUUUUUUUUUAAAUUUAAAUAUUUAAAAAAAAUAAUCCUAUAUUUCAGAUGUUUGUGCCUUUUUAUUUAGUGACCGGUUCAAUGCGAACGUUGGAUAUGAUUUAAUUGUUGUUAAGCAAUGUCUUGCCUUGACGUUUUGGACCUUGGUAACCGAAAUUACUGUUAUAUAUCGAAAAUGGUGCUUAAAACAAGGGAUGUAGGAGUGUAACUCUAUAAAAUUGGUCUAGUUUAGCGUCCAAGGGGGCGCUUUAGUGAUAUUACUCGUGGGAAAACCUUCGCUUAAGCCAAAGACAGAAAGUUAUUCGUCUUUUUUUUUCCAUACUUAAUAUAUUAACAUGUUUUUGUCUUUACCAAAACGUGUUUAGUCUUUAUUUAUUUUUUUUAAUUUAGGAAAAUGUUCGAAUAUCAAAAUAUUAGAAGGUAUACAUUUUCUUAAGUUCUUUCACCCGUUAUAUAGUUGGCUGGUUUAGACAAAUAUUAAUAUUGAAUGAUGUAUAAUAACAAGCUUUCACUUCAUCCUGAAUGAAUUUCAAAGAUUUCUAAAGGAUUUAAACGGAAUUCUCAUAUCGGUGUUUUUUUUUUUUUUUAGUUAAUAAAGACUGAUCUUUGGAAUGUUGAAACUUAUUGCUUGUGUUUUUGCAACGGCAAUAAUUUUGUUAUACGUCAAAUGUAUGUUUAUUUAAUUUAUUCGUUAACCGUAUAAAGACAUGAGAGUGCUCAGUAUUUCUUGUUUAAUUUACUAAAAAAAUAAUAACAGGCAGCUGAGGAGGUAGUUUUGAAUUGUUGACUUAUAUAUAUAUUGUGAGACUUUAAAUUAUUAUUUUUUUAUUUUAAUCACCAAGGAGGUCGAUAGAUUUAGUUAAACCUCUUUUUUAGAAUCUUAAUGAGAUGAAUUGUUGAUGGAAAUGUCUGGAUUUCAGUAAAUUUGUGUGCUCCAUACUUAAGGCACAACGAGUUUUUUUUUUUUACUGGUGAUUGAUUUUAUAUCAGGAUAGCAGUUCGAAGCUUUGAUGGUCGCAAGUCUUUGAAGGUUUAGAAAAAGUAUUGACAUUCAGUCAAUUAGAGAAAGACCAAUUUUUAAUGAUAUUGUAAAGGUUUCUGAGGUGGAUUUGAUGACAUUAUCAGAGAUUUCCUAUGUAAAGAUAUAAUUGUCCUAUAUAUUUAUAUGUUCAUACGAGGUUGUGAAACUUAUUGUCCUUUAUAGAUAUCAUCUAUACUAUCACAUUAUUUAAGCGUUUUAUCCGAGAUGUGCGAUUUCCAUACAUUUAUGACUAUAAUAUAUUGAAUGUUUUAAAUUAUCCGCUUUAAUGAUUCGCGAUGUUUUAUGUUUUUAUUCAAAGUUAAAAAUAUAUAUAUGUGUGAAUAUAAUUUUUUGUACCGAUUUUGUAAAGUAGCGUAAGACCCCAUUCGUUCGGUGUUUAAUGAUUGCGACAACGCAUGUAAUGUGUCGUUACAAAUUAAUAAUAAAGCCAAUAUGCAAUCACGCCA